This is a messenger RNA of Micropterus salmoides (largemouth bass), 1528 nucleotides long. Its product is annotated as claudin-3-like. Gene Ontology annotation, cellular component: plasma membrane; bicellular tight junction. Gene Ontology annotation, biological process: bicellular tight junction assembly; cell adhesion. The transcript has a single exon. Lineage: Eukaryota; Metazoa; Chordata; Actinopteri; Centrarchiformes; Centrarchidae. Gene Ontology annotation, molecular function: structural molecule activity. The record is from RefSeq and is a predicted model, not a curated record. The coding region runs from base 202 to 849 and encodes 215 amino acids.
UCCCCUCUACCUGAUCUGCCUUAUAAAGGAUACUUCUAAAGUCGAGGGCAACAGAUCGCCACACACUCACAGAAGCAACGGCUGAAAUUAACUUAAUUACUAGUUGGGUCUCUGGAUUACUCGUCCCCUUAGCAGAUUAUUUCUGAGAUCUCCUCUCAGGUGUGACACACAUUCAGCAGCAGCAGAGGAAGACAUUUCGGUAUGUCUAUUGGGUUGGAGUUAAUAGGCAUUUCCCUGUGCAUUUUGGGAUGGAUUAUUGCCAUUGUGGCGUGCGCCCUCCCCAUGUGGAGGGUAACGGCCUUCAUCGGCAGCAACAUUGUGACAGCUCAGAUCAUGUGGGAGGGCCUGUGGAUGACUUGCGUGGUCCAGAGCACAGGCCAGAUGCAGUGUAAGGUCUAUGACUCCAUGCUCGCCCUUUCUCAAGACCUCCAAGCUGCCCGUGCCCUCACCGUUAUCUCCAUUCUGUUAGCCAUCCUGGCUUUGCUCAUCUCCAUCGCUGGGGCCAAGUGCACAAACUGCAUUGACGACGAGGCAUCCAAGGCCAAGGUGAUGAUCAUCUCGGGGGUCUUCUUCAUUGUUGCCGGGGUCAUGCAGCUCAUCCCUGUCUCCUGGUCGGCCAACACCAUAAUCAGGGACUUCUACAACCCUCUACUUGCUGACCCUCAGCGGAGGGAACUGGGGGCAGCAAUGUACAUCGGCUGGGCAGCUGCUGCGCUCCUGAUUCUUGGUGGUGGACUGCUCUGUUGCUCCUGUCCACCACGUGAGACCAGAUACAACCCUUCACGAAUGGCUUACUCUGCCCCGCGGUCUGCAGGUGGCCCAGGGUUAGAAAGGAAAGACUAUGUAUGAAUGAAGGUCAAAGAGAAAAAGACAUUAUUGAAUCUCAAACCUGCUCUUGACACCAAACUGAGGGUGUACUGAGGAAAAGAGCUCAAGGAAACAAGGAGACUCCAUAAUGAAGGAUGUGUUUGAUUUAUUAAUGUUACUUUUCUCUGAAUUAGACUUCUGUUUUUCAGAGACUGACUAAAGAAACAUGCAAAAGACAAAGGAGUGGAAAUUAAGUCAUGUUUCCAAACCAAUAGACAUCUUUAAGGUCAACACGUUUAAUGUUAUUAUCAUUGUACGAUCAUAUACUUUUUAUACAGUCCUCGCUUGUUAAUGUUUAUUACUGAUUUUUUUUUUAAUAAAAAACAAAAUGACUGCUUAAUGUAUCACCUUUAUAAUAAGGCACCACUGUAAACAAAAGGGAAGAACUGUAAGUGUAAAAUGGUACGACAGGGUUAUCAACAGGAUUAUGUGUUGUAAAUACUGUAGUAAGAGUAUCAUUAAUAACCUGCAAAAGUCAAGACAGAUGACAACUGUAUUCAGUGCAGCUUUUAGUGCAGUGUGGGAAGGGUGGGAAUGGGGGAAGGGAGAGGACUAUGAACCUGUGUUCACCCAUAAAAGGAAUUGUCUGUGUGUAUUAUAUGCAACUGCAGUACAUGUAUCUCCCAAGUGUUUUUUAAAUAAACAUAACUUUUUUAAGAUA